AUGGCGGACGCCGCGCCGCACGUAAACACGUUACGAAAGCGCGCGGAACAGAAGGCGCUGGAUUCGCGCUCCAUUACAGCGCCCGCGCCUCGCCGUCAAUAUGGCGGCCGCCCGUCCGAGUCAACGGCCUCCAACGGGCUUGCGCAACACCGCACGCGAAUCUCGACGGCGAAACAACAGUCUUGGACUUGGCUGUAUCGGCGGGCGGUUCAAGGAGGGCCCUGCUCGGCUCGCAAAGGGCCGCGUGCGCGUCACGCGCCGCCAUUGACCCACUUAGACAUACCAAACUCGCGCGCACAACGUAUACUCGCCGACGAAAGCCAUACGCUCCAACGCUCGUCACCGGGCCUCGAUCGCCACAGUUGUUUGUGGCGCACAUCUCAAGGCGACGUUGGCUCUGCCGCAAAUAAUUCUGCUAUUGUGAAACCACGCGUCUUAUCAGCCGCCCAGGACCUUGGCUGGAUCACACGAAAUACGGUCAAGUUGACGAUUUCG
Iphiclides podalirius (scarce swallowtail) is the source of this 495-nucleotide messenger RNA. Lineage: Eukaryota; Metazoa; Arthropoda; Insecta; Lepidoptera; Papilionidae. The record is from the annotation of a GenBank genome assembly.